Anopheles arabiensis is the source of this 8979-nucleotide messenger RNA. Its product is annotated as protein split ends-like. Gene Ontology annotation, biological process: regulation of DNA-templated transcription. Bases 652 to 6588 code for a protein of 1978 amino acids. The transcript has 4 exons. NCBI's taxonomy places the organism in Eukaryota, Metazoa, Arthropoda, Insecta, Diptera, Culicidae. The record is from RefSeq and is a predicted model, not a curated record. Gene Ontology annotation, molecular function: DNA-binding transcription factor activity, RNA polymerase II-specific; RNA polymerase II cis-regulatory region sequence-specific DNA binding.
AGGCGAAUAGUCUGACGCCGCGCUUUCGGGGUAGUAGUGCGUCGUCGUGUGCCUCAUUUCGCGUGAACGCGUUUUUAUUCCCAUUUUUCCUUUGUUUUUUCUUUUCAUUUCGCCUUGAUUUUUGCAAUCCUUCGUUUCGUUCAACGAGCACGGCCACGCACGGGUUUUAUGAGUUUUACAGUGCACGCACGAAAUGUACGCUUACUCGCCGUACGCAGAAUUGUGAUUUGCUCAGCGAAAAAAGAAAACCACCAUCGACUGCUUGUGUGACAACGCGCCAGGGGUGUUCCACUCCAACAUUCCGACCUGUUUUUGUGUGUGUGUGUGUAUUGUGGGUUUUUUUUUUGGAAUAUUUUUUGCUGGCCCUCCCCGCAGCGGGCAGGCUCUGUCACGCUUGGUGUGGUGUGUGCUGGGCGAACGACGAUGAUGAUGGCGUGGUGCGGCGCUUUGUGAUGAAAUAAUGGAAAAGUACAGCCAAUGUGACGCAUCGUGCCAGAAGCAGCAGUGUGUUUUCUUUGAAAGAGGAGGAAGCAACCGACAGACGACAGCGUUAGCGUCAUCGCGCAACCGUCCAUUCCGUCCAGCGGGGUAGCAUUGAGUGGUAUUAGUAUUUACCACACGCGCGCACACACACAGACAGCAGCAUCUCCGAUGCCAACGCACUCUUACGCCGGCCACCACGGUAUGGCGACCUUAAACUACAGAACGCCCUCGGCGGCGCCAGCACCCGCGAACGGUGUUGGGUCGAUCCACCAGCAGCACCAACACCACCAGCAGCAUCAUAACCAUCACAGCAGCAGCAGCAGCAGCAACCACUACCACCACCUUCACCGGCCGCAGCAGCAUCUUCAUCAUCAUCCUGCUGCGUCCGGUGUGCCGAAAAGCAGCAUGCUGUCGAUGUACAGCGGACUGACCAUGAACAUUCCUCCCACCGGUGCCGGGGCGGCGGCAGGUGGUUAUCUGCACCAACAGCAGCAGCAGCAUCAUCAUCAACCGCAGCCACCGUCGUAUGCGCCUCCAUCUGCCCCAACAACAACAACAACAACAACAAUGGGGCAACAACCGACGGUCGUCCCGCCAGCGCCAGCAAUGGUUGAGGAGGAGGAGGAUGAUUUUUUGAGCGAAAUUACGAUCCAGUUUGAUGAUGAGGUGCAAACACUGUACGUAGGUCCGGUGGAAAUUAUUGACGGUAAAGGUGGCGGCGGCGGCGGCGGAGCGACUGAACCGACGAAGAAAGCAUCGCCACCGCCACCACAGCCGCCCGCAGCAACACCGGCGAGUGGCCGUUCGCGGGAACGCUUGCAGGAGGAGCGAGCGAUCGUCACACUCGAACCCGUUGGCGGCAGAACGAAAAGCCAACCAUUACCGAUGUACCUGCAGCAGCAACAACAGCAGCAUCAGCUGCAACAACAGCUGCAGCAUCAAUUGCAGCAGCAGCAGCAGCAGCAACAGCAGCAGCAACAACAACAACACAAGCAGAAUCAACUGUUGCAGAAGCAGAAGCUGAAGCAGAACAAGCUAAAGCAGCAGAAGCAGCAGCUGCGCCAACAGGAGCUCCAGCAGCAGGAGCUGCAGCGCCAGCAGGAGCUGCAGCGCCAGCAGGAGCUACAGCGCCAGCAGAAACAGCACGAGCAGCAGCAGCAGCGCCAGAAACAGCAGGAACUGCAACGGCAGCAACAGAAGCAGGAAUUGAAACGACAGCAGCAGCAGCAGCAACAGCAGGACGAGCUGCGGCAGCAGCGGUACAAUCAGCAGAUGAUGCUGAAGAAGCAGGCGCUGCAGCAGCAGAUCAAUCUCCUGAGCGACCAGAACCUGCUACCGAACGGCUUGAAGGCGUUUCACGAUAUACAGCUUCAGUUGAACGCGCAGCGUCUUCAACAGCAACAGCAGCAGCAGCAGCAAAAGCAGUCCCAGCCACAGUCGAAACCACUGCCGCCACCACCACCACCACCACCACCAUCAACACAUCAACCACCCGCGUACGUGAACAAUCAGCAGCUCAUCCAGGAGUUGCAUCAGCAGCAGCAGCUGGCACUGCAAUUCCAGCAGCUGCGUCAUCUUCAGAACAGUAUGUUCCCGUCCACGCUGCCGGAAUCUCACGCACCGCUGCCAGCGUCCGGGGCGGCGCAACCGGUGCUACCAUGGCCCAAGGUGUGCGUAAAACAGGCGCCGAUGCUUAACUUUGUACGACACAACGGCUCGCCCAGUGGUGGUAGCAGCAGUAGCAGCAGCAGUACUAGCAGUGGCUACUCGUCCAGUAGUAGGGAUGCCGGUGUGGUGGGAAGCACGAAACGACCACCGGCAGCAACCCCGUUGCCGAUGGAGCGAAAAGCGCCGCAGAAGCAGCUGGAGGCGGCAGCUUCGCACCCGGUGCCGACGCCGCGCCCUGUCCAGAUGACCGAAACGGGACCGCUGGGUGAUGUGGCGCCGGCCACGGUACUGCAAUCGCUACCGACACCGGUACAAACGGCCACCGUGCGGGCGGCAGUCGAAGCUCCCAAGGCACAACCGCCACGACCGCCGGUUGAAACGAUCGAACAGCAACAACCGACCGAGCUACUGCUGACACGACUCAAGCAAGAGCCUUUGUCCGAGGAAGUGGACGAGCAGGUGCAGGAGACGGAGAAAGGGGAGAAUAUUCCGGUGCCGGAACAGCCGAUCGUGACAACACCGUUCGUAGCGCCACCGGUAGCAUCAUCUCCGCGGCCACCAACACCCACACCGCCAGCCACAUCGCCGCCUCCCCUCGUCGACACCAAACCAACCAUCAUCAUCAUGCCCGAAGUGAACGUGUUUGAACCUGCUACAGCACCGGCGGCGGUGGCGGCAGUUCCCAUCGCUGCGCUGGAAACAAGCGUGCUGUCUGCUGUUGCCGCUGCUGCGUCAAUGACAGCGACCGCCACGGACGAGGGUGUGACGGCGGUGAAUGACGCAGUUGCUGUUUCACCGGUUGAAGCUGCUGAAGCUGCAGCAAAUGGCGUCGACGUAGCGGCGGCGGCUGCUGCCGCCGCUAUCGUUGCCCUUGGUGAGCGGGAGCGAAGCAAGGAUGAUGAAAUUCAGCAAGCCAUGACGAAUGGCGAUGAUGGUGGAGCUGUUGAUGUUGCUGCUGCUGCUGCUGCUGAGGCUGGCACGCAACAGACAACCGUGGAGGAACAGACGACGGAGGAGCAGCGGAAGGAGGCGGUAUGUUCACCCGCAUUGCCCGUGCAUGUGGCUGCGACUGUCGCCCCUAAACCUCUAAAACAACUGCAGCUAGCGCAAGCACCGCCUGUUGUGAAACGUGGCCGCGGACGGCCUCCGAAAUCAUCAUAUCAGAAAUCUCUUCCCUCGACCCCAACGGCAGCUCCUUCGAAACAUGUUCAAACGACACUUUCGACGGGACGGAAAAGUGGAAAAACUACACUUGCAAACAACAGCAAUGAAGGGAUUGCUGCUUCCAAUGCGUUGGCAAGCAGCAAUAGUAGUGAGCCACCAGGCGUAAAGGAAUUAGUAGUCCUACCGCCGGCUGCAAAGGUGAAAGUAGAACAUCGAGCACAAACAGCGGCUACUGAAGAAAGCGAAUCCGCAAGAACCGAACUCGUAAGCUCCUCCUCCCCCUCUCUACCUAUCUCGACCGAGCCCGCUGCAGUGGCUGCAAUGUGUGAAAAGGAACCGACAGUAAGCGACAAACCUUCCCAGCCCGAUGCUACGAAUGGUAGCGACGAACCUGCCGACACGGUGGCGCAAUCUGGCGAGCUGAAAAAGACUUCAAAGAAGAAAGGAUACAUAUCAGUGGCGAGCCUUUUCGCGCCCGUAAAGACUGCACGCAAGGAGCAGCAGGCACCACAGCAGACUCCAAAACAGGAACCCCCGGUGGAGGAGAGCAAUGAUGAGUCGGCAGCAGCACCUGUUGUGGGGAGUGAAACGACUGAAUCUGCAUCGAACGACCAACACCAACAACUACCAACGAAUGUAGCUGAAGUGAGUGCGAGCGUUGCCGAGGACGUAGCUGAAAAUAAGACUGAGCAAAGCGUAUCAUCACCACAACCCGCGGUCGAUACGGCACACGAUGAUAUGAUGGAAGUGAACGGGCUUAGCAACUUACCGGAAGCGACCAAAGUGCAGCCGGUUGUGCUUCCGGCGGAAGUGCCGAAAGAGAGCGGCCGGGAGGGCAGCGUUGCUAGUGGCGACAGUGGGGAGUCUUGCGCUUCGUCCUCAUCCACAGAAGAAGCGGUCGGCGUAGCGAUAGAGGUGACGAAACAGUCGACCGCAGGGCCGGUGGGUGUGGACACGCUGAAAGAAUCUUCCCCUGCCAGUGACAGCGGUAUCGAAUCGGUGAACGAAUCUGGCACGCCGGCAGCUAGCAGCAGUGUGCCGAAAAGGCCCCGGGGACGCCCAAAGUCCACCGUGAGCUUUGCGGGUGCGUCAGCCAAGGAAGACAAACCGUCCCAGCAGCCGGAUCAGGCAAAGCUGCAGCAGCAGCAGCAACAGCCGCUGGUUAAGGAGGAAAAAGAGCUGAAACCACGCCCUGCCCGACGCAAAUCCAUCCACAAUGCUAGCCUCGCCAGCGAGAAGGAAGACGGUGCAGAAGAGGAGGAAUCGGCGGUGGUAGCGACGCCGGCUCGAACCGCCGGGAAGCGGGCAGUGCGUACCGCGCGCAAACCGUCCGUCAAAGCGAAGGAAGCGGCCGAAUCGGCGGAGGUCGAACAGCAGGCUGCUGCAGAGGCGGUGGCGGUUGCGGUGGCAACGUCGGCAGGUGGCGAGGCCGGAACAAAGUGUAGUAAGUGUGAGCUGUGCUUCAAGACUGAGCUGUGGUACAGGAAGCAUCUAAUCAACGUUCACGGCAUGGAGCCGGAGGAGGUAACACGAUUGUUGUUGGCGGAGGGUAGCAGUGAGAGCAAAGGUUCGUCGCCUGCUGUUCCAGAAGUGGCAGCAGCAGCACCAGAACCAGCGAUACUUACGAACGGUGGCGAUGAGACAACGAAGCAAGUGUCGACCGUCGGUGAAACGGUGGAAGCAGCUGCUGCCGUUGCCGACGAAAGCUUACAAAACGGGCACAGCGACGAAGUGGCGCAAACGACGAACCUUUCACCAGUGGCCGCAGUUCCUUCCAAGCUUGCUCAAACGUCACCGUCGACGGGACGAAAAAGGAAAUCAACGCCCUACCAUGAAGAGGAGGAACCUUCUGUUCCAACCUCAACCGAUGCGUUGGCAGGCAGCAAUAACAGUGAGCCCGCACUGCCCGUAAAGGAAUUAGUAGUCCUACCGCCGGCUGCCAAGGUGAAAGUGGAACAUCGGGCACAAAAAGCGACCACCGAGGAGACCGAAUCUCCCCCGACCGAGCUUGCCCCGGGGCAGCAGCUCGCGAAGCGGCGCAAAUCGAGCAUUACGCCCAUCGCCACCGAAGCAACGAAGCAGGAGAAGCCCGACCCGGACGAUCCGGACAAGCUGACGCCGUUCGAAAGCGCCAAGGUGACCGUGCUCGAGUCGGAGAUGACGGGCGAAACGCACUACACGUGCACGAUCUGUGGCGGCCAGUUCACGGGGAAGGCCACGAUCAAGGAGCAUCUCGACACGGUGCACGCGGCCAUCAAGCGCCGGUCGUGCGAGUACUGCGGCCGCACCUUCCUGCAGACGGGCGAUCUGACGCGCCACGUGCGCAUCCACACGGGCCAGCGGCCGUUCAAGUGUCCGGUGGUGGAGUGCAGCUUCGCCUUCAUCUCGUCCGGCGAUCUGCACAAGCACGUGCGGCGCCACAACCAGCAGCCGAUGCCGAAGCCGCACGUGUGCGACCAGUGCGGCAAAGACUUUGAGCGCUCGUACGAUCUGAAGCGGCACAAGACGAUGCACGCGAAGAGCGAACCCGACUUCAAGGGCAUUACGUGCGGGGUGUGCGGGAAGGUGUUUGCCCGGCGCGACCAGUUCCGGGCGCACACGUACCGGCACAUCGGCUAUCGGCCGUACCAGUGCGAGAUCUGUGGCAAAUCGUUUACCGAUCCGAGCAACUACUCCAAGCACGCCCGGCUGCACGAGAUGGACGGGGUGGAGGUGGUGUGCAACUUCUGCAACCGGCCGUUCAAGAACAAGAGCGCCAUCUCGAAGCACAUCUUUCACUGUCAGCAGAAGAUGGCCGGUGCUGCGACGAACAACAAGGGCGAAAAACGGGACGGUGCUUCGAAAAAGGGAGCCAGCAAGGAGGGAGGAGGCAAGAAAAGUCGCCGCGUUGGUGUGGCGAUCGGGUACAGCAAGGAUGGUGGUGCUAGUGGUGGGGGGAUGAUGGUUAAACCGAAGCAGGAAAAGGCGGCCGACGAGUCCGAGCAGCCGGUGGUGGCGAUGGAAACGUCGCACGGAGGCGCAGCUAUGAACGGUGCACGCACAAAGCAGGCGGCGAAGAAGAAGCACAAGCGGCGACGUAUGCGAACGCCUUCCUCAACCGAGGAGGAGGACGAUGAGGGCGAGGAGGAGGAGAUGGAUGAUGACGACGACGACAGUGGGGACGAUUUUCGACCCGACACAUCCGAGCUGACCAGCUUGGGCGUGACGGUGAAGCGGGAACGGCGCAGCAGAAAGAGUGGUGGCGUUGCAGUAGCGGCUGCCACGGAGGCGUAAGGCAGGAGGAGGAGAAGAGAACAAGGUGUUUAUAAACUCCACGUGUGCGCGAUGCUUAAGGUUUUAGUAGGAGGAGGAGGAUGGGAGGAGUGUUCAGUACUUCCAGUUGCUGUUUUUUUUCAACGCUCAACUCACAGUAGGCGACGAGGAACAUUCGGGAUAAUCGUGUGUACAUGGUCCAACCAGCUUGUUUGGGGCUGGAAAGUUUAUGAUAAGCAAUAAUGGCAUACAUACCGUGUGUAUGUGUGUGAUAGAGAUAUUAUAUACAUACAGAGAGAGAGACAGAGAAAUGGUGGCCUGCAUUUUCGCUGCAUUAGUAGAGGUAGCGUGCCAAACGGUGGUACUGUGAGAGGUCUUCGUAUAUUCGAUUUAAUUGAAAUACUAUACUGCAAGGGAACUGUGAAAGUGGAAAACAAUUAGAAUUGAGAAGAGAAAGUAAGAGAUAGAGAUAGAGAGAGUCCUAUACCUUUUUGUGUGGGACUAUAUUUUACACUUACACCUACUUAAAAGUGGUCUUAGCCUGGUAGGAUAGGAGAACCUAGAGGGACCUCCCACAGAUUUGUGGAGAAUCUUGAAUUAUCAUCGUCAUUAUCAAGCAAAGUUAAAACAAGCAGAAAACAGAGAGAGAGAAAGGGUUCGUCGCUUACACUCUUUCCAUUUUUAAAUGCGACUGUAUUUUUAAUGCGUUUACAAUGGAGGGGUGUUUUCUUAAACACUAAACCGUGCAGCUAAAGCGCGCGCUCGCUCUCUCGCUUUCGACAAGGACAAUGGCAUACGAAGCAAAAUUAAAGCUACUAGUUCCCAGUCGGGCGGAAGAAAGGUUCCACGUUUCGAUGAUGCAAGCGCCAAUAUCAAUCUCUCCAUAGUGUUGCAACUUUAUUCGAACGAUUCUCUUAACUUAUUCUACCCACAGCAGCAACAACAACAACACAAAUGGCAAACAGAUUCGCCUCUCCACCAAGCAAGCUCCCCGUUUUGCGUUAAUGUACUAUUUUCUCUAAGCGCUUUUAGUUUGUAAGGUAUGCAGCAGCAUUAUGAGUAGUUUUUUUUCUUCAUUUAAUUUCUUUUUUGUACGUACGCCCUAGAAUUUGAUAAGUUAAUUUGUAACAUAUACAUAUACUUGCCCGCGAGACCGCCGCAGCACACCUGUUUUGUCCCCUGUCACACUGUUCCAACCAGUGUCUUAUUUUUCUCUCUCUGGCUCGCAUUUCGUGUUUCGCAUUUAGUUUAAAAUGAAAAUCCCAGAACAAACACACACACAUGUACAGGAGAAAGGAGUAGUGAAGCAAGCACAAAAGCGAAUUGUUUGCCGAAAGCAGUUUUUUGCUCUAGUGAUAAGCAUGAAAAGACAACAAAACGAACACGGUUUUUUUUAAAACAUUCCGGACAGUUUUUUUUAGGUAACACAGACACAGCAUUUCUUCUUGAAUUCUUGAACUCUUUGUGGGUGGUUUUUGUUGUUCAUUUUGGGAUAAAUAUCGCCACUUUGAAAAGAUCAAGCGACGAGCGCCGCGUGUGUCCAUAAGAGUAUUCCAUUUUGCAUUUUCCCUUUUCAUUGAUCUAUUGAAACUGAAAAAGGCAGCAGAAGCAGCAAUGAUAAGCAAACAAAAAACACUAAUCAAAGGCUUUUGUGUGUGUUGUGGCGGAACACAUUUUCUUUUCGAUGGUGUUGUGGUUGUCGUAACGGGCCAGAAAUACAUUUCCAUAUGCGGUUUUGCCUAUGCUUGGUGUAACAAAGAGCCCCAGGUGUAAGAUAAAUGGCGAAAAGCGAUAACAAUGAUAGUGUGUGUGUAUUCCUUUUGUUUUGCGUUAGCACAGUAACAACAACAACAAAAAAGACAGAUAUUAUUUGAUUUAUAUAUUGCUGACAAUAUUAUAAUACAUAUAUUAUUAUUAUUCCAAACUUUUUUUUCCCUUCCUCCCUAAUAUUUUUUUUUGGCUUAGUGUGUGAACUCUUGAACCGAAGAAUAGGGAAGGAAGGAAGGAAGAAAGAGAGAGAAAGAGAGAAAAACGCCUACAAUGAUAGCAUUCCCGAAAUAUACAAGUAAGCAAAUACACAAAACAUUUUGGAACAAAACAAACGGAAGGGGAAAGAAAACAUAAUCAAACGUGUAAGAUUUUUGGAGCGGUAUUUUGUGUGGAAAGAUAUGAUCCUAAACAAUCCCCCAAACAGAGUGUGAUUAAAGUAUUUUGAGAGAGGGAACUUUAAAAUUAAACGAUUUUGCCACUCGCGUGGACUAUUUUGGAGUUGAGACGGGAAAGGGUGAAAGAAAGUUAUUUGUAAAAAAAGGGAAAGAAACACAGGCAACGAAGGAAAAAGACACACAUUUUUUGUAUUUAAAAGGAACGCCGACGAAAAACCACAAAUAAAAUGUAGCCAACGGUCACUAA